AUGUCCGGUUCCGCUGAUGACUUAACUGAUCGUCUCCCGCAGCGCUGUCCCGUCUCGUCUGCUUCUGGCAUGGCCUCUUUCAUCUACGCCUCCAGGAGACCUCCGCGUGCCUUGUUUCGUCCUUUAGCCUCAUUCGAGAAGGUUGUCUCACUAGGCCUUGCCAACUCAAAGUCUCUCGGGAAGGAGACAACCAAACUGUCCAACACGAGAGUACAGCUUUUCCCAACGUUCGUCGUCAAGAAAAGCUGGCUUGCCUCUCUUCUCAAUUGCCCCCUUCGUCGCGUUGAAGCAUCUAUAAACAGUUGCACUUGCUUAUUUUCUACCAAACUUUUGCAGCUAGUGCACUCUUUCCUUCUCGACCCAGUCGCACAAGUGGUUUCGGUUGCUGUCGUUUUCGCGCAGAUUUUUCCGAUUCUAAAAAAAAUUAAAUUGCACAUAUUUACGCAUACCUACAGACGUACACAUCGACAUUGUAUUAUAGAAUGGUGGGCAUGCGAGGCAUGA
Protopolystoma xenopodis is the source of this 504-nucleotide messenger RNA. The record is from the annotation of a GenBank genome assembly. NCBI's taxonomy places the organism in Eukaryota, Metazoa, Platyhelminthes, Monogenea, Polystomatidea, Polystomatidae.